Molecule: messenger RNA, 1757 nt
Organism: Durotheca rogersii
Lineage: Eukaryota; Fungi; Ascomycota; Sordariomycetes; Xylariales; Xylariaceae
Product: peptidase
Exons: 4
Coding region: 502-1233 (243 amino acids)
Biological process (GO): proteolysis
Source: RefSeq, a predicted model, not a curated record
CACGCAGGCCGGCGAGAAAGAGACAGGUCGCCAUCACUACCACAAGAACUCUUGGGUACCGUCGAUGCUGACCAUCGUUUCGGCCUAAUGUAAGAUUGACUGAUUCAUUAUCUUCCGUCCCGUGCGUGCACGCCUCGCGUAAUUACUCGUUCCAUACGUGGUCCGAGCCGGGGGAGGUGAAUGGGAGAGCGGGAAGGGUGAAUAUAUACCGACAGCGACCCUACCAGACACGUCACGAACCCCGUCUGCUUCUCUCUCUCUCCUCUCCUAUCCCUCUCUCCACUUCUCUCUCUCUCUCUCACACAGUGAGGCCUGUCUACCCCUCUCAAAGACCCCGCAGCCCGACGCGUACCGCCCACCGCCCUCGGGAUUCGGAUUCUUGCCGUAUGUCUUCUUGACAGCUCGACAUCAUAUCUAGACCAACCCCCACGCGACCUGGGUACUAAUCCCAGCUAGACUAUUUCGGCACUUACCUCUUCUUCUUCGGCGUAGGCAGUCUCGAUGGGCUCCCUCGACGUCUCCCGCGAUGAGUUGACGGUCUUAGUGACCGGCUUUGGGCCAUUCAAGAAGGAGUAUCCUGUGAACCCGGCCUGGGAGAUAACAGCAUCACUACCGGACUAUCUGCCACCCGACAGGGUGAAGGAUCCGGCCCGCCAGACGUCGUCAAACCUACCAGCCGUCCGGAUCCUGAAACACGGGCCGGUCCGCGUCAACUACCACGUGGUGCGAGAGUUGGUACCUACGCUCUGGGACAACCCCGAGCAGAAGGUGGAUUAUAUCAUCCACAUUGGCAUGGCUGGCCCGCAGCAGGUCUACUCCCUCGAGCGGCGCGGGCACCGCGACGAAUACGACAAGGAGGACGUUGACGGCCAACUUCUUGGUGACGACGAGAAGCGCAAGCUAGGAGAUGACACGUGGGUAUGGAAUGGUGUCCCCGAGGAACUCCUGACCGAUCUCAAUAUCGAAAAGAUCUAUAAGCGAUGGGUCGAGCGAAGCCCGAACAAGGACGACGUGAAGUUGCAGAUCUCGGAAGAUGCGGGGCAUUACCUGUGCGACUUCAUCUACUUCUCGAGCCUGGCCCACCUAUGGAAGCAGCAGAGGCCUAGGAAGGUCAUUUUCUUCCACGUGCCGUUGCAUUCGGACGGGGAGUCCCUCAGCCGCGGCAAAGAGCUUGCGCUGCAACUGGUCCGGUCGGUCACCGAGGUCGGGCUCGACGAAGCGGCCUCGGGAUGAUGUUACGAAGAAUCCGUGGAUUGGGAAAAUUGGCAGUUGGUCGUCAUGUUUUCGGGUCUCGGUCGCGUGUACGCCUAUGUACGAAUGUUGCAGCGGCGGCCCCGUGUCCAGUGCGUUUCUGAAUGUAUAUCCGUAUCGGUAUAUCGACAAAUGUACGGUGGAGGUGGCGGGAGUAGGUAUGAUUACGACGAGACCGGGCAUGCUAUACGUUGCGAAACUGGACAAGUACCUAUCUGAAGUUGUAUCAAGGAGGCAAUAAUCGCCCGCUCGGAUUAGACCUCUCGGUAGAUACAUGCGCGAAGUUGUAGACAUACCUAUGCGCUUGUAUGUUUGUGUGUGCUGCCUUGCGUAUAUAUACCUCGUAUAGCAUACCACAAACAUCUUGGGGACGGAUUCCGCACCUUCGGGGAACAGCAUGCCUCCUUGGGUGCUUUCAGCGCGUACAUACAUCCACCCCCUUACGCAGUCCCUCCUGCAAAUCCCUCCCCCUCUUAAACCCCCCCCCAAGUCGUCCUGAAAAGGAG